Molecule: messenger RNA, 1641 nt
Organism: Triticum turgidum subsp. durum (durum wheat)
Lineage: Eukaryota; Viridiplantae; Streptophyta; Magnoliopsida; Poales; Poaceae
Source: the annotation of a GenBank genome assembly
AUGGACGAGGUGUGGCCGUGGCUGGCCACCCUCCCUCCUCCCGGCGCUGGCACCGGCACCGCCACGGCAUCCAUCCCCCUCGCCGCCUCCCCCGAGGCCGAGGGCGCCUCCAUCGUCCUGCAGGCCGACUGCACCACCACCGCCGACGGCGGCACGGCCGUCGUCGCUUUCUCCAUCGCCGUAGACAGUGCCAACGGCGUGGCUCGCCGCGUACUCUGGACGUCCGAGGCAUUCGCGGCAGCCUCCGAGGUCGCCCCGCGGCUGCUGCUUCUGGCCCAGCUGCUCGACGAGGUGACCGCGCUCUCGCCGUCCAUCACUUCCUUGAGAAGAGAACCGGACGCGUCGUCGUCGGAGUCGAAGCUGCUGGACGCGGAGGUCGUGUCCGCCGUCAUCGCGGCCACGGGCGUCGAUGAUGGUUCACACUUCUUCUCGCUGGCGCUGCUCAUGCGUCUCUUCUGGCUGUGCGCCCUGGAGGCCCCCGCGGACCUUGGGUUCCUCUUCUUCCAAGCUCUUAGCACGGACAUCGAGCGCGCCCUCGCCGGCUGCGCCCCGGCGGCGCUCGGCGGGCUGCUGCUCUCCGUCGGCCCGGACGUCGAGGAGCGGUUCAUGCGGUUGCUCGGCUACAUGCUGGCCAAGUGGUGCCUGCUGCGGGAGAUGCAGUCGGCGCCCAAGCCGCCGGCCAAGCCCGACGUCGCGUGCCUGUCGUACGCCACGGAGGUGCACGGCCUCUGGGUGCUGAGAGGGUACGCGCCGGUGCUCGCCAUCCCCCGCGUCGCUGGUGCGACAUCGCCGGCGACGAUCACGGCCUUGCCUCAUGAGCUGCCGGAGGAGCCGGCGCUGCGGUACGGCCUGGUGCACCAGCAGCUGGAGGCCGUGGCCCAGGUGGAGUACGCGGUGAGCGUGCGAGACAAUGGCUUCAUCGUCGUCGGUGUGCACGUCGACAACAUACGGGUGCACGUCGUGCGGCUCGGGUAUAGUAAGAAGGACGACACCGGCACUGGGGAAGACGACGUCGACGACGACCAUGUCUUGGACGGCGAGAGGCAUUUCCCGUCGCGUAUCCGGCUCUGGGUCGGCCCUAGGUUCGGCUCGUCCUACGCCACGGGCCCGAGCCUGGGCCGGUCGACGGGGAACCCGGAGCGGGAGGUCGAGACGACGCGCACCGUCAAGGGCGCCUUCUCCGGCACCACCAAGCUCGGCGGCGACCCGAGGGUGAAGGCGAAGAUGCGCUCGUCGUCGCGGGCACGGAACCGGAGCUGGCGGUGGGAGCAGGAGGCGGAGGGCAGCGCCGGCGUGUUCGAGGGCGUGCUGUGCGACCCGGCCACCGGGACGGAGGUCUCAUCGUGGCGCCCGGGCAGCAGAGAGGCCGACCCGCGCAGCGGCAUGAGGCGCCGGUACGGGGGCCCCGGGCGAGCGUUCAGCAAGAUGCGGGGGCUGGUGGUGGCCGGCGACGAGCUGCCGGAGGAGGUGACGUGGAGGGUAGGGAGGGAGGCGGAGGGGAGGACCAUGAGGUGGCGCCUGGGACUCAAGGUCUGGCUGAGCUACCUGCCCAACGAGGUGAGGAGCCGUCAUUUCGAGACCAGGUGCGUCGAGUGGGCGCACGAGGUCGAGCUACCGCUAAUGGCGACGACUCCAUUGUAA